This is a messenger RNA of Lodderomyces oxycetoniae, 1314 nucleotides long. RefSeq names its product amphiphysin (gene RVS167). The record is from RefSeq and is a predicted model, not a curated record. Lineage: Eukaryota; Fungi; Ascomycota; Pichiomycetes; Serinales; Debaryomycetaceae. Gene Ontology annotation, cellular component: Rvs161p-Rvs167p complex; medial cortex; actin cortical patch. Gene Ontology annotation, molecular function: protein binding; lipid binding. The coding region runs from base 1 to 1314 and encodes 437 amino acids. Gene Ontology annotation, biological process: actin cortical patch localization; endocytosis; plasma membrane tubulation. The transcript has a single exon.
AUGUCGUUCAAAGGUAUCAAAAAGUCUAUUGUGCGAGCUCCGCAGACUUUCCGUCAAAAAAUGAAUAUGGGAGAAAUAACUCAAGACCCAGUUUAUCAAGAUGCCGAAAGAAGAUUCAGAGAGAUUGAAAUAGAAACUAAGAAAUUGAGUGAUGAGUCCAAAAAAUAUUUCCAGGCAAUUAGCGGUAUGCUUGAAGAUCAAAUUGAGUUUUCCAAGGCAAUUGAAGAGAUCUAUAAGCCAAUUAGUGGUAAAUUAUCCGAUCCCUCUUUUACUGUGCCCGAGGAUAAUCCACAGGGUAUAGAAGCAGCAGAACAGUAUCGAGAAUUGGUCAACUCCUUGAAGGAAACCUUGAAACCGGAUUUGGAGUUGAUAGAAAAAAGAAUUGUUGAGCCUGCACAGGAACUAUUGACGAUUAUUGCCGCAAUCAGAAAAAUGGCCACCAAAAGAGAUCACAAGCAAUUGGAUUUGGAUAGACACAAAAGAACGUAUGCAAAGUAUGAGCUGAAGAAGGAAAAAUCAGUGAAAGAUGAAGAGAAAUUGUAUAAUGCUCAAGCAGAAGUCGAGGUUGCUCAACAAGAAUUCGAUUACUAUAAUGAAAUGUUGAAGAAUGAACUUCCUGUUUUGUUUCAAAAGCAAAGUGACUUCAUCAGCCCUUUGUUUGUGCUGUUUUACUAUAUGCAAUUAAAUAUAUUCUAUCAAAUGUACACCACCUUGGAAGAGAUGAAAAUCCCUUAUUUCAACAUAUCACCAGACAUUGUUGAAGCUUAUCAAUUGAAAAAGGGAGACAUUGAAGAAAAAACUGACGCUCUUACUAUUACCCAUUUCAAAGUUGGCCAUGCAAAGUCGAAAUUGGAAUUGGCUAAAAAACGGCAUGCUGCAUCAUCCAAUAGUCCUACAUCGUCUCAUGAACUUCCGACUUAUCAAGAAAACCAUGAGGGAUACAAUCCGGAUUACAAAGGCACCCCUUAUGCGUCACCAACAACACCAACAACAGCGGCAGCGGCAGGAUCAGCAUCAGCUGGCAAUUAUAGCUAUCAAUCUCCAUCUGGGGCACAACAACAGGCCUACCCAUCGCAACAGGCUUUUGGGCAAACAGCGGGUUUAUCCGCACCACCAGCUUACAUCAGCACUCCACCUCCAACAUCUCCAGAAGUUUGUAUUGCAUUAUAUGAUUACACUGCCCAGGUUCAAGGUGACUUGUCGUUCCCUGCAGGUGCCACAAUUGAAGUUAUUAACAAAGAUGAUCCUGGUUGGUGGUUGGGAAAAUACAACGGUGUCCAAGGUGUAUUCCCUUCGAAUUACGUCAAGCAAUAA